GGACCAUGGCUUCGUCCCCGCCGUCAUUCCCCCCAGCGCAACAGGCGCAGAUUAUUAGGGCAAACCAGAGGGACCUAUACCAUGUCGCCCUGCUCAGAGAGCAAACGGAGAACGUCACCCGAUCGUGGCUAGGGAACCGCUUCAUCUUGCGAUGGGAGAAGGAACUUGAGCUCUUGGUGAAGCUCGCGUACUUUGGCUUGACUUCGGGUCGUGCCACGCAGACCCUCGGCGAGGAAUAUACCGACAUAUGGGCGGAAAGUGCUGGGUCCGUACCGCCUCCCACUCCCAUACGUGCUCUGUCCGUCCUUCUACCUUCGUUGCCGCCAUAUCUCCUCGCCAAAGCAUCUGCACACUGGCGAAGCAAUACCCUGCUUCGACGAAUUGUGACGAGUCUCGAGGUCCUAAAUGAAGUCAAUCUUGCGAUAUUUUACAUCUGGGGACGCGGAGGAUACUAUGAUCUAUGGAAGCGCUUGCUGCGUGUUACCCAUAUAUCAUCCAUUCCUGAGAACCCACAUAUUCGACCUCCGUCUUAUUCCCUUCUUGGCGUUGUCAUUGGCAUGCGGUUGAUAUACCGUGCAAUCUCGGCCCUACGCGCUCGUCGCGUAGCCUCCCUGGAGGCCGCCUCGAACGAGAAAGGCAAGCAACGGCAGACCGUGUCCAACGAUUGCUUCCUCGACGACCGUUCUGUCACUGAAAUAGUGGCCAAGCAACCUUCAGAGGACGACGAGCUUCCACGACCUGAUGAAGACGAAUGCACGGCGCUGGACCUGUCUGCCAUACCGGAUGAUCUGCGUGCUUCGCGAAAUUGCACGCUUUGCUUGGAGGAGCGCGUGAACAGCACAGUGACAGAGUGUGGCCAUCUUUUCUGCUGGUCUUGCAUCGUGGGUUGGGGAAGGGAAAAGAAUGAAUGCCCGCUAUGUCGACAGUCGUUGUCCUUGACCAAGCUGCUGCCGGUGUAUAAUUUAUGAUGUUCUUGCGCGUCUUCAAUAGUGCAUGCAUGUCGCAUGGUGAUCCGCCGAGUACUUCUGAAAGCAUGGCGCUUCUGGCUCGUACAUCUAAGAGCCAAGCGAUGCGACAACGUUGUCGCCCCCAAGGCA
This is a messenger RNA of Schizophyllum commune H4-8, 1097 nucleotides long. RefSeq lists its product as uncharacterized. NCBI's taxonomy places the organism in Eukaryota, Fungi, Basidiomycota, Agaricomycetes, Agaricales, Schizophyllaceae. Gene Ontology annotation, biological process: protein import into peroxisome matrix. Bases 6 to 968 code for a protein of 320 amino acids. Gene Ontology annotation, cellular component: peroxisomal membrane. The transcript has 7 exons. Gene Ontology annotation, molecular function: zinc ion binding. The record is from RefSeq and is a predicted model, not a curated record.